GGAGGGAGAGGGCGGUAUGACGGCCAGAGGGAGUGCUAGUCGCUUUCUGCAGAGUGUCUUGCAGAAUGGAGUGGGCAGGUAUAUCUGCCAACUGAAGAGAAUCACUCUUGUCUUCAGUAAAGAUGCCCCUAGCAGCAAAGGGGUCAGAGAGUUUAUUGAAGAAGGUGUGGUGGAUUUUGCAAAGCAGAAUCCUGGCGUGGUGGUGUAUGUCACAGCGAAACGAUGUAACGUUCCGAAGCUGGUUGGGGAAUACCUGAAUGGAUCGGUGAGGGAAGAGCCCCUGAACAGGAAGACAGCUGAGGAAGUUGGCCAACUCAUUCAGAAACUGGCCAGCCAGUCAGGACUGGAUAUCAUCCGUAUUCGCAAACCUUAUCACACCGAUAAUCCAAGCAUCCAGAGUCAGUGGACCCCGUUCACUAACAAACCCAGUGUCCUGAACGUGCACGACUUUGAACAGGUUAAAGGAAGGUCUGAGGGCAAACUCUGAAGCAAAGUCAAGGACUUACCCAGUAUUGGGUGAAUGGACUGCACAAAACAAACAGAUUGUUUUCUAUUUAAAUAAAACUAAAUGGGCCAGCACAUGGAGUGGUCAAGAAUUGAGUUACAAAUAACUUGAGGCAGGAGGAGUGUGUAUGCCUCAAACUGUGGGCAUGGAAAUCCGAUACA
Molecule: messenger RNA, 666 nt
Organism: Hemiscyllium ocellatum (epaulette shark)
Lineage: Eukaryota; Metazoa; Chordata; Chondrichthyes; Orectolobiformes; Hemiscylliidae
Gene: mrpl43
Product: mitochondrial ribosomal protein L43
Exons: 3
Coding region: 17-487 (156 amino acids)
Biological process (GO): mitochondrial translation
Cellular component (GO): mitochondrial large ribosomal subunit
Molecular function (GO): structural constituent of ribosome
Source: RefSeq, a predicted model, not a curated record